This is a messenger RNA of Gastrolobium bilobum, 933 nucleotides long. RefSeq lists its product as uncharacterized. The record is from RefSeq and is a predicted model, not a curated record. NCBI's taxonomy places the organism in Eukaryota, Viridiplantae, Streptophyta, Magnoliopsida, Fabales, Fabaceae. Bases 100 to 606 code for a protein of 168 amino acids. The transcript has a single exon.
CGCGCAAAAGAAUGGAAUAGUACGAAAAAGUUUUCAACUUGGGAGAGAAAACAAAAUCGAAACAAGGAAGGGUUGUGGUACUGUUCUUCCGAGGUUGUCAUGCCAAUGGCAAAAGUGAAAGAGGAACCCGAAGCCACACCCACUUUACCUUCCUCUUAUGUGUUACUUUUGCGAAUCAUGAGCAAAAGGAGAACUUGGGUAUGCAUAUUUGUUCUUGUUUAUGGCUUGCUUUUGACAUGUUCAUGGAAUUUCCUCAACUCCAUGAUUUCAUGGUACAAGUUGCAAGCUGAAUCAUCCACUUCAUGGUGGCCUGCUCUCUAUGCCUCGGUGCUUCUUGGAACAUAUUUUGGGCUUUUUUCGAUGGUUGCAGCUCUUGCUGUCGUGGUGCCUGCGGUUCUGGUGACGUGGAUCGCCAUCGUGGUGUUGUUGGCUUUCUUUGGUAAGCCUAAGAGGGCUUUGGUUAUUGAGGGGAGGAAGAUCACCAUGGAAAUUCUCAGUUUUGUGAUGAAGGUUUUGAUAAAGGAAGGAAAGGCUGUUGCUGCCGUUUGUGCUGUAUUGGGGUAUUUUGCUCUUGGGAGAUGGAACAUUGAAGGUGUUGAAUCUUGAAUUUGGUGUUAUGGGUUUGGUGUAGUGUGGUUGGUUAGUGAGAUUUGGGGUAGAUGGGGUUUGCAAAUCGAUCAUAAUGGUGGGUGUGAUUUGGUAAAGUGCUGUGAUCACUUUUUAGAUAUUUGUUUAGAGAUAAUGGGAAUUAGAUUAGGUAGGUGAAAUUGUUACCUGCUGAUUUGUAUGGCUGAUUGACAAUCUUGUCAAUGCCAGUGUAUGCUCUUCAUGAUUCAUUAAUUUUAUAAGCACUUUUGUUUUUUAUGUUUGCUAAUAAUCAUAGAGUAAGGAUAUUCUAAUUACCAAAAAUUCUUACUACUAAUUUACUACCCA